Larimichthys crocea (large yellow croaker) is the source of this 1265-nucleotide messenger RNA. RefSeq names its product TatD DNase domain containing 1 (gene tatdn1). The transcript has 12 exons. Lineage: Eukaryota; Metazoa; Chordata; Actinopteri; Sciaenidae. The coding region runs from base 45 to 995 and encodes 316 amino acids. The record is from RefSeq and is a predicted model, not a curated record. Gene Ontology annotation, molecular function: 3'-5'-DNA exonuclease activity. Gene Ontology annotation, cellular component: cytosol.
UGUGUGUUUCUUUUUCUCUGCCACCGUAUUUACGGUAUUGCAGCAUGGUUUCCGUGCGUGCAACGUGUGCGCUUCUUGUCAGAGGUGCAGCUCGCGCAGCCAUGGCUCAGCACAAGUUCAUUGAUAUCGGUGUAAACCUGACGGACCCCAUGUUCAGAGGACUCUACAGGGGGAAGCAGAAACACGACGAUGACUUCAGUCAGAUCAUAGACAGAGCUCUAAAAGUCGGAGUUGAAAAGUUUAUGAUCACAGGAGGAAAUCUUGAAGACAGUAAGGAGGCUCUUAAACUAGCCGAGACCAGAGAUGAGUUCUGCUGCACGGUUGGCUGCCAUCCCACCCGCUGCACUGAGUUUGAGCAGAGCGGAGAGGCCCAGUACUUCUCCGGGCUCAGGGAGCUGGCGACGGCACACAGAGGAAAGGUGGUGGCCAUCGGAGAGUGUGGACUGGACUUUGACAGGUUGGAGUUUUGCCCCAAAGAAACUCAACUCAAAUACUUUGAGAAGCAGUUUGACCUGGCAGAGGACACCAAGCUGCCCAUGUUCCUCCACUGCAGAAACUCCCAUCAGGAGUUCAUCGACAUCAUGAAGAGAAACAGAGACCGAUGUGUUGGAGGAGUGGUCCACUCAUUUGAUGGCACUGCAGAGGACGCUGCUGCCCUCAUCGACCUGGACCUUUACAUUGGAAUAAAUGGAUGUUCCUUGAAAGCAGAGGCCAACAUUGAAGCUAUGAAGUCUAUCCCCACUGAGAGACUCAUGAUAGAAACCGACGCUCCGUGGUGUGGCGUGAAGAACACUCACGCAGGCUCAAAGUACGUUAAAACUACAUUUCCCACGAAGAAGAAAUGGGAGGCGGGGCACUGUCUGAAGGACAGGAACGAGCCGUGUCACAUCAUACAAGUCCUAGAGGUGAUGGCAGCGGCGAGGGACGAGGAGCCGCUGGAGCUCGCCAACACGAUCUACAACAACACCAUCAAAGUGUUCUUCAGCUCCAGCUGAUGAUGGAGCAGGUGAAACCUGCGCGUGUGACUGUUUGAAUGAUAAAACUCCACCUGAAGCUUCUGAUCUUCUGAAAUAUAAAUGAGGUCUUCAUGGAUUUUUACUGUUUUUCUUACAGCUGACCACAAAAUUGACUCCUAACCUAACCGGUCAUCUUUAAACACAUCUACACUCAUCAUUUAGUUUCUUUCCUCUGUGAUUUAGUGCUGUCUACAGGAACAUCAGUUGUCAUGUACGUUUAACUUAAUAAAAAGCAUAAACAUUAAUACU